UAUAGUGCAAUGUAAUGUAACAGGUGACAAGUUGUAAAUUUUAAUUGCCUAGCAAAAUUAAGUCCAUGUUCAAGUCUUAUAAUUUAUUUUAUCCAUUCCCAGUCAUAAGUUUUCUGAAGAAGUCUGUUCAUUAUGAAGAAUGUUUGGCAUUGUAACUUCUGAAAGCUUAAUGUCUAUCGAAGGAGUAUAAAUUAAUUCUUUUAAAAAGAUGCAAUUGAAAUUUCUUUGUUCUGCAUUUUUAGACAGGAUUUCUGACUUACCUUUGUCCACAUGUUAACAUUGCUGUAUCGUUUCGUAUUGAGUUGUUUUAUGUUUAUGAAGACUUAAACCCAAACUGUUCAUUAUUUACUUUUGCCAUGUAUUCUCUAUUUUACGGCUUAUGGAAAUAUUUAUUUCAAAAAGACGAAUACUUCGUUCUCAUACUUGGACUUGAUAAUGCUGGUAAAACUACUUUUCUUGAACAGACAAAAACCAAGUUUUCUAAGAAUUACAAAGGCUUAAAUCCAUCCAAGAUAACUACUACAGUGGGAUUAAACAUCGGACGUGUCGAUAUGCAUGGUGUGAGAUUGAAUUUCUGGGAUCUUGGAGGUCAAGAAGAUCUGCAAGUUUUGUGGGAUAAAUAUUAUGCAGAGUGUCAUGCUGUUGUGUACAUAAUUGACUCAUCAGACAUUGACCGUCUUCAAGAAUCCAAAGAAGCGUUUGAUAAAAUGAUUACCAAUGAUGCUCUUGUGGGAGUACCAUUACUUUUAGUUGCAAAUAAGCAAGAUAUUCCAAAAUGUUUAACUGUUAAAAGAAUAAAAGAAGUCUUUAGAGAGAGCAAACAUCUCAUAGGUCGUAGAGAUUGUCAUGUUUUAGGGACUUCAGCUUUACAUGGAGAUGGAGUUCAUGAUGGUAUAGAAUGGAUUGUUCAUUGUGUGAGGCGAAAUACACUUCGCCCUCCUAAACGCAAUGAGGAUUCCUAGUACAGAAAUACUCAUCAGCGGAAAACAUUGUAAAUAAUAUCAGUUUCUGCUUUUAUCUUAUUGUUCUCUAAUGUAAAAUAUCUGUAAAUCUUUGAGCAUUAAAAAAUUUUUGUA
Molecule: messenger RNA, 1076 nt
Organism: Uloborus diversus
Lineage: Eukaryota; Metazoa; Arthropoda; Arachnida; Araneae; Uloboridae
Gene: Arfrp1
Product: ADP-ribosylation factor-related protein 1-like
Exons: 6
Coding region: 357-962 (201 amino acids)
Biological process (GO): protein localization to organelle; intracellular protein transport; Golgi to plasma membrane protein transport
Cellular component (GO): Golgi apparatus
Molecular function (GO): GTPase activity; GTP binding
Source: RefSeq, a predicted model, not a curated record